Oncorhynchus kisutch (coho salmon) is the source of this 5489-nucleotide messenger RNA. Its product is annotated as Na(+)/H(+) exchange regulatory cofactor NHE-RF2. Gene Ontology annotation, molecular function: signaling receptor binding; protein-membrane adaptor activity. The record is from RefSeq and is a predicted model, not a curated record. The transcript has 6 exons. Gene Ontology annotation, biological process: protein localization to plasma membrane. Lineage: Eukaryota; Metazoa; Chordata; Actinopteri; Salmoniformes; Salmonidae. Bases 705 to 1919 code for a protein of 404 amino acids. Gene Ontology annotation, cellular component: apical plasma membrane.
GUCCUCAUACCUGGACACCCAUCCCGUGCUAAACGGCAGCAUUUCCACAGCAUGCGCUUGAUUAGGCUACUCAGUGAGAAAGGACCCCUUCUUAGACCACUCUUCAAGAUCCGCGCUCUUAUAAUGACAGCCCCAGAAAAACUCGUUGAUUUCUAGCGAGGGAGGUGCUAUUACGCACCAAACGAGUGUCCUAUCCAAUUAUCUGGAAACCCGGCUUGUGUUGUAAUUGAAUCCUUAUUCCCCAACCGGUUGUUAUGGAUGGAGGUCGAGAGAGGGGUUAGUUAGUGCCUGUUGCUCUUUCCUGGUGCAGCAUGUUGCACGGGGGGUCACUCGCUUUAUCAGUCCUCAGGAUGGGCAAGUUGGAGGGAUUGAGGACGCUGCGCCGCCAACAAGAAUAAUUCACUCGUUUUCGGAGAGACGAUACGACUAGCGGAUAUCUUGGUUCCACCAUGCAAUACGUUCGCCUGGGUCGAUAAUUUACGCAAUUUUUAGGAGGAGUUUGCCUUUAUUACAUGUGAAGUUCAAUGCUGGAAUAUAAUUUUUAAUACGGAGUGUUUUCUUGUGUUUGGAGCGUUUUUUGUGUGUGAAGAACCUGCAGAGCAACUUUUGGAACAAAUUACGCAUACGCAGAGGAUGGUGUUUUACAUGUAGAGUGAAAGUUUCGCUCUGCGCUCUGUUGGGUCAUUAUUGUAUUACAUUUUUGUAUGUUUUCUGCUUUGCUAACAAUAUUCAAGAACGAAAUAGGUUUAAAGUCCUGGACUGCAGGAGAAAUGGCCAGCGAACUGAAACCACGGCUUUGUAUCAUGACAAAGAGUGAGAACGGGUAUGGGUUUCACUUGCACGGUGAGAAGGGGAAGAACGGCCAGUUCAUUCGCAAAGUUGAGCCCGCGUCGUCAGCCGAAGCUUCGGGGCUGCGCCCGGGGGACCGUGUCAUUGAGGUGAACGGGGGAAAUGUGGAAAAAGAUACGCACCAUCAAGUGGUGCAGAGGAUCAAGGCGGUGGAGCAUGAGACCAGACUGCUGGUGGUAGACCGGGAGACGGACGAGUACCUCCGCAGCCUGCGCCUCGUCUGCACCGAGGAGAUGGCUGUCCGUCUGGGGGGACCCACCUCUGUGUCCCCUGCCUCACCCCCAGCCUCACCACCCCCCUCCUCGCCCCCAGCCAAGAGAGAGAACGGCUCCGUGUCCAAGCUGCCCACUACCCUGACCAGAGAGGUACCCAAGCCCACGCGAAGGUCUCCGUCGCGGGCCGCCAAGAAGGAGGCUCUGGCCCAUGUUAAUGCCCAUGCCCAGGUGGCGCGGACACCAGUGGACCCAUCGGAGCUGUUCCCCAGGCUAUGCCACCUGGUGCGGGCCGAGACUGGCUACGGCUUCAACCUGCACAGUGAGAAGUCCCGGCCGGGCCAGUACAUCCGCUCCCUGGACCCUGGGUCUCCAGCCGACCACGCCGGGCUCAGACCACAGGACAGACUCAUAGAGGUGAAUGGGGUGAACGUGGAGGGCAUGCGUCAUGCGGAGGUCGUGGCCUUCGUAAAGAGAGGAGGAGAUGAGACCAGGCUGCUGGUGGUGGACCCUGACACAGACCAUCACUUUAAGAAGAUGGGUGUCACCCCAUUGGCCAGCCACGUUAAAGACUUUGAUGGUCCGUCCAUAUCCAACGGCUCCCCCAGUCCUCAGAUCAACGGCAGCUUCACCAGCAGCUCCAUCCAGUCACACCACUCUGACCUGAGCAGUCCAGACAACAGCCUGCAGCUGGGAGAGGACGAGGCGAGCCGUCUGAUGGACCCGUUUGCUGAGAUCGGCCUGCUCCUGAGUCCCACAGCGGCUGAGGCCAAAGAGAAGGCACACGCCAAGAGAGCCAAGAAGAGAGCCCCUCAGAUGGACUGGGACAAAAAACACCAGCUCUUCAGCAACUUCUGAACUUUUCUGCCACCCAAUGAGAGAAGCAGAAAGACUGAAGACUGUCGAAUUUGACAUUUCUGAAACUUACCUUCAACAUUCCUACCCGUUACCCCACCACCACUACCACCCAAUCCAACAGAAGAGAAUAUGCAGAUAGAAUGUUGUACUUUGAACGUUGGCCAUCCAACACCCACUCCCCCCUGCUUCCAAAAUGGACGGGAUGGAAUGAUGGACAUCUCAUCCUUUACCCCUCCUUCAAUCCUCCCUUCUUCCACCCUUCUCUAUACCCUCAUCCCACCCAGAGAGCUUGUCUACUGGACUGGAAUAAGAGACUCCAGCUUCUUCUGAAUCCUCCCGUCAUCAUCAGUCUUUCCCUAAACUAUCCAAUGUCCCUCCUCUACCACUAACUCCCACCUCCUCUUCUACCACUAACUCCCACCUCCUCUUCUACCACUAACUCCCACCUCCUCUUCUACCACUAACUCCCACCUCCUCUUCUACCACUAACUCCCACCUCCUCUUCUACCACUAACUCCCACCUCCUCUUCUACCACUAACUCCCACCUCCUCUUCUAUCACUAACUCCCACCUCCUCUUCUACCACUAACUCCCACCUCCUCUUCUACCACUAACUCCCACCUCCUCUUCUAUCACUAACUCCCACCUCCUCUUCUACCACUAACUCCCACCUCCUCUUCUACCACUAACUCCCACCUCCUCUUCUACCACUAACUCCCACCUCCUCUUCUACCACUAACUCCCACCUCCUCUUCUACCACUAACUCCCACCUCCUCUUCUACCACUAACUCCCACCUCCUCUGAGGACUGCUCUGGAAAGAGGAGGCACUUAUUUUUGUAUUUAGAAAGUAGAAAAGCACCAUGAUAGGUGUUAGCCAGCCCAGCUAUAAGAAGUAUGGGGAAUAUGGACUAUGUGAGAUGUUUGUGAACACUGUGACCUGAUCUUAAACAUUGGGGUUUGUUUUGACCCUGUAAGAGAAGGAACGUACGCCCAAAGAUGGAUAAAACUCUUCCUCCUAUGAUCCUGCUGUGAUUUUGUGUGAUCGAUGCGCCUCAGACGACUUCAAGGAUUCACUCACCAGGAAAAGCACAAACUGGAGGCUGAAUAGCAUUGCUUCUGUAUCAUCUCUGUUUGUAUUUGUAUCAAAGCAUCUGUUUUCUCACAAUGUCAUAACAUUUCCACUUUGCUCCCUAUGUUGGAUAUGAACUGGUAUUCAUAGAUGGUGUUAACAAUGCAUAGACAAUCAAAAGCCUUACUCCACCCAUCCCUCCCUCUCAAUAUGAUAGCAUUUAAGAUACAUUGACUAAAUGCAUGCAUACAUGCACACACACAAGCCCCCUAUGAUUCUCUAGCCUAUAGGCCUGCUUCACUCAUUCUAAGGCAGUUUUAGUUUAUUUAAGGGACCCUUAUCUUUGACAUCAAUGACAUCCUCUCCACUAUUUCAUAUCCCAAUGUCCCCGACAUAGAAAUAGAAUUACUAGAAUGGGAAUUCCUCAAUCAAGUUAAGAGUGAAUAGAACAAGCGUUGAGUUUUUUACACUGCCUGUCUAGUACACCAGGGGGUGCCAAUAAGACACACAGCAACAUGAAGCCACUCCAGUACACUGCUCAGAGAUGUAUGAGGAUUGGGACAUGAAAGUACCAUAGCAGGAGAAGAUAGUCUGGGGAUGAUAUGACCACUUUAAAGAUGUAUGAGAUCUAUGUAACACCUUGUAACAUUUACAUAAAGCCUGCAGGUAUGUGUUAUUACUAGUUAUGAGUAUUUAUCAUGCUUUACCUGUUAUAGGCAAAUAUAAUGCUAUAUUACUUGCUACAGUAUGAGCAUGUAUAAUGCUGUAUUACUUAUUAUGAGCAUCUAUAAUGUUUUAUUACUUGUUAUGAGCAUCUAUAAUGUUUUAUUACUUGUUAUGAGCAUCUAUAAUGCUGCAUUACUAGUUAUGAGCAUCUCCAUCUAUGAGCCGAACACCUUUUAUAUGCAAAAGUAUAGAUACAAAUAAUGUAUGAAAUAACAAGAUGGAUAUUGUACGGGAUUGAAAGUGAGCCCAGCGUAUCAAAGAAAGCUUACAUCAUUCAGUGUUGAUGUGAUGUUGUGGUAAUGUUCUGCUCAUGUUGUGGUACAGUGAUGACAGACUGACAUAGUGCUUGUAUCAGCUACUCCAGACUGGGCUGUCUUUCUGUUUCACUUCAGAAGGGAAGGACACAGUUAUUUUUGUACAACAUGCCUGAAUGCUGUGGAUUGUGGAUCGGCUGUGGUAUCAGGGGCUUUGGUAUGGGACUAUAGCCUGGUCGCAGAUCUAUUUGUGCGAUAUUGCCAACUCCUAUGGUCAUUAUCAAGAGGCGUCACAACAAUAGCCAUAGGAGUUGGUAAGACAGCACAAACUGAUCUCGGACCAGGCUAUUCUGAGCUAUGGGGCUAGGGGCUCUGAUCAGUGGGCCUGCCCAGUGGGGGCUGUGGUGGUGGGGUGGUGGGGCAGUGGGGUGUGUGGGAGAGGCCUAUCCUGGAGGUCAGACUCAGAGAUGCUCUAAUGAAUGAGACCAGGGGAGCAACAGGACUUACAAGAGAUUAGUCCUAGCAUAGGAUAGCAUGGGGACAGCUGUCCUGCACACAGACACACCCCAGACCAAACCACUGUCACGCCUCAUAGGGGGGUGAAGAUCAAGUUUAUCUUACUGUGUGUGUGUCAUCCACUGUUACGGAUAGUAAUCUCAGGUCCCCCCGGUCGUUCAUAUUGUGGUAGGAUCUACACAAAGAGAACACUCCCCAGACCAAACCACUGCUACAUCUCAUACGGGGGUGAAGGGAGAUAGAAGGCGAAAGUUUGUCUCUGUGUCAUCCAUUGUUACUAUUCACCCAGGGUCCGUGCUGAUCUAGGAUCAGUUUUGCCUUUUAGAUCAUAAUUAAUAAGAUUAUAUGGACAGGAGGGACCUGAUACUAGUUCAGCACUCCUACUCUGAGACGCUUUCUGAAUACGGGCCCAGGUCCCCCCUGGAGGUUCAUAUUGUGGUAGGGUCUGCGGGUCCCUGGUUGGGCUCGGUCUGAGGUACAGGCCAGGGUCAGCUGUGCUAUGCGGCGCCGACACCACACUUAGGACAGAGAGAAAUGUCUGAUCUGUUUUCAUAUAUUGCACAAUUUAUUUUUGUUAAUACGCAUAUUGUCAUUACUAUUACUCAUAAUAGUACAGAUAAAACCGUUUUUAUUUCUCUGGUUUCCAUUUGGGAUCUAGCACCAAUGUGUUUGCAUAAGGGUUUUUACUAUUGGUCCAUAUGAUAAGCUGACCGUUAAACCCUGAGCAGAAUGGUAUAUGACCCAUGUAUAUUUACAUUUUAGUCAUUUGGCAGACGCUGUUAUCCAAAGCAGCUUAAAGGAGCAAUUUGGGGUUAAGUGCCUUGCUCAAAAGUUUGUUGACAGAUUUUUCACCUAGUUGGUUUGGAGAUUCCAACCAGUGACCUAUCGGUUACUGGCCCAAUGCUCUUAACCACUAGGCUACCUGCCUCCCUACAGUAUAUAUACGGCAGGUUGUAUUUUUUCAAUAAAGUGUGACAAUCUCCUCCUGGACUAUAUGACAUCA